AUGGAAGUCGAAAGCAUGAAGGCCGAAUUCAUGGGAGCCCCGCUGAGGGAAGACCCGUACGAUAUUAAGACGCCCAUUUCGGACGGCACGACUAUUAUAGGAAUAAUUUAUGAGCAUGGAGUCAUGCUGGCGUGUGACACCAGGACAUCCUCCGGAACACUCAUCAGCAACAAGUGCUCCAGAAAGAUAAACAGGAUUAACGAAAACAUAUAUGCCUGUCGUAGUGGAGCUUCUGCACACAGUCAGAAGGUAAUCGAACUCAUUAAGCACUUUUGCUUAUCAAUGAAAUGUGAAAAUAGAAAGAAAGGAAGAUUUCACGAGGACGACGUCAUUACGGAUGACCUCGCGAAUGAAGAAGACAUCGACCUCAGUGCAAUUAAUAACCCAUUCGGUUUAGCACAGAACGGGGAUCCCAAUUAUGUCGCAAAGCAUAAAUACUUUUACGAAGAUAAAUUUAUGGACUUCAAUCCGCUAGUUGAAAAUGUUGCCCACAUGACGAAGAAGCUACUAUACGCGAACAACAAUUUUCUCUCCUGUGGCCUUAUCCUAGGAGGAUACGACAAAGACAAGAAGCAGCAACUGUAUUCGAUUAACCUAAACGGAAGCAUCGUCCAAAGGUUCGACUACGCUGUUAGCGGAAGUGGCAGUGUGUACAUACAGUCCUACCUCCAAGACAAGUACAAGAAAAACAUGAGCAAAAAGGAGUGCUUUGAAUUGAUCCUGGGCUGUGUUAAGUACGCCAUGUACAACGACAACAGCAGCGGCGGCCUCGUGCGGAUCGUCAACAUAACCAAGCUCUUCGUGGAGGAGUUCACCGUCACGAACACACAGCUCCAUUUUGAUUACUAG
Molecule: messenger RNA, 849 nt
Organism: Plasmodium coatneyi
Lineage: Eukaryota; Apicomplexa; Aconoidasida; Haemosporida; Plasmodiidae
Product: Proteasome
Exons: 1
Coding region: 1-849 (282 amino acids)
Cellular component (GO): proteasome core complex
Source: RefSeq, a predicted model, not a curated record